AUGCUGGUGUUAGCAUCAUUGGGUAGUUGGCUACCGUUCGCUAUUGUGACGAUCUUAAUCGUCUUGUUUUCGCUGAUAUUUACUUCCCGAUAUCAACAGAAGCGGAAACGAGAUUAUCUUGUUACGAUUACCUGUUCGAUUUCGUUGAUUAUUGCUUUACUUACGGCUAGUUUAUUGCCAACGGAUGUUAUUCUCGUGUCAUUUAUGAAAAAUUCUGAUGGAACAUUCAAAGACUGGACACAAAAUCAGACAACGAGGGAUGAUAUUCAGCACUACGUGGAAAUUGGAUACUACGUACUCUACGGUCUUGUCAUUGGCAUGGCAUUUCUUGUCAAUCCAUUCCUUUUCUUCUACUAUGAAGAGAAAGAGGAAGGUGAGAAAAUAUCGAAGAGAAUUUGUUCGGCAAUCAAAUGGACAACUGGAUUUUUAAUCUUUCUCGUUGUUCUACUUGUGCUUGGUAUAUUUGUUCCUCAAUUGGCAUCUCUGCCAUCCGACAAUUCCACUAGCGAAUGGGAAAAUGUCAAAUAUUUAGUCAAUCAUUUUGACAGUCCAAGAAUACAAGACUCAAUUUCAUUUGCAAUUUUUACAUUAAGUAUCAUUGGUUUUUUUCUUCUAACCGUCUAUACAGGUUAUGGUUCCAUUGCUUGCCCAUUAACGCUUAUUCGAGGAAAAAGAAGUGCACGAUUACAACAUGAGGCGAUCGAAGAACAACGAGCUGGAAUUCGGGCUCAAAUACAAGCGAUAAAAGAUCGAUAUCCUCGACAUGUUUCAAUGCCAUCACGCGAGAAACGUAAAUUAGAGGGUCUCGAACAAAAAGAACUAGUCUUGAGUCGAAAUGAAGAAUCGAUUAAAAUUGUUCGUCGAAGUUUCUUUUUCAAAUGUCGUUUUAUCUAUCGUCCAACACAAAUUGUCUUCGGCGUUUUACUACUUCUAUUAGCUCUGCUUAUAUUCGUCUCACUUCUAAUGAGCAACAUUAAUAAAUGCAUACAUUUCGUCGAUUUUAAACAAAUAUUUGCUCAAGGGAAUAAAACCUUACCGAAUCCAAUUGAUAUCGUUUUGACUUGGACCGGAAAGGUUUAUCCGGCAAAUUAUAUCGUAUUAUCAUUGUUACUAGUCUAUAUCAUCUUCACGUCUGUGUUUGGUUUGCAACAACUUGGUAUUUGGUACUUCUGCGUUCGAAUGUAUCGAUUUUCUCGUGGACGAACAAAACCACAAGCUAUUUUAAUGCUCUGUUCAUUUAUGAUGUUCAUUGUCGUUGCAAUAAACGUCUUCGUAUAUCUUCUUAUUCCUCAGUAUUCAAUUUAUGGUGAUCAACAUUACGCUGUCAAAGAACAUGAUGGGACAAUGGUUGUUAAACCUUGUACGCAGUACGUUACCACUGAUCAAUGUCAAAUGACAGUGAUGGGCCGUAUAAUCCUUCGAUUUUUCUAUAAAGUGUGGUUUUUCGGUGCGGUUUACUUUUGUCUCAGUUGGUUAUUUCUUCUUAUGUUUGUUGUGAGCAGUUUGGUGAAAAUAAUCCGUAGUCGAGAAUCGAAUAUUCAAGAGUUCUCCGUCGAACGUCUAUUAGAAGAUGAUGACGAUGAAGAUGCACCAUUGAUUCAAUGA
Messenger RNA from Adineta ricciae, 1605 nucleotides. Lineage: Eukaryota; Metazoa; Rotifera; Eurotatoria; Adinetida; Adinetidae. The record is from the annotation of a GenBank genome assembly.